Molecule: messenger RNA, 1827 nt
Organism: Achroia grisella
Lineage: Eukaryota; Metazoa; Arthropoda; Insecta; Lepidoptera; Pyralidae
Gene: Ppat-Dpck
Product: bifunctional coenzyme A synthase
Exons: 10
Coding region: 81-1700 (539 amino acids)
Biological process (GO): coenzyme A biosynthetic process
Molecular function (GO): ATP binding; dephospho-CoA kinase activity
Source: RefSeq, a predicted model, not a curated record
UUUAUGUGUGUACUAUUUUAUCACCGUUGGAAUUAGUUAUUAUGUGUUUAAAUAAAAAGUAACCUUUGGACCUCACUAGAAUGUGUAACAUUUAUAGUGGUGUGUCGUUCGCAGUACUGUUGUUCUCAGUUGUCUCAUAUAUUUUUGUGAUGAACCAGAAACAAACAGACCUCAUGGCGAAAAAUGGUUUACUAUUUCUUUCUAAUGUUGCCAAAACAAACGACAUUUGUGUUAGAGCCUCAAAGUAUGUUAAGAAAAUGUUAUACAUUAAAAUAAAAGGAAAAAAUGAGAGUGUAUUGCCAGUUGUCAGUAAGCAAAUUGUGGAUUUAUAUUCACAGGCCACAUCUAAAUGCAACAAUUUAGAUGUUAGACUAUUACUAAAACCAAUUGAAUUGACUAAGAAUAUUAAAACAAAUUAUCCGAUAGACCUCAUACUAUAUGACAGUGAUUUAUCAAAGGAGGUGGAAAGUUUGCAGCAUUCGAUAGCAACACUUAAUGCUGGAAGUAAACUAGAAUCUAUAGAAAUAGUGUCAGAUCAUGUGGGUGAAGCUAGUGAAGAACCAGUAAAGACGUAUGAGUAUGUGGCUCUGGGCGGUACAUUCGACCGCCUCCACAAUGGUCACAAGAUAUUGCUGUCACAAGCUGCGCUGCGUGCCACGAAGCAUCUCACGGUGGGAGUCACUGAUGUUAAUAUGAUUCAGUCUAAAAAGCUAUGGGAAUUGAUAGAGCCUAUUGAAACCAGAAUAAAAGCAGUGGUAGAUUUUCUCACUGAUAUUAACCCUGAACUGGAGUACAAUGUAGUCCCAAUACAAGACUUGUAUGGACCGACAAAAGAUGACCCUAGAUAUCAGUUAAUAGUAGUUAGCGAAGAAACGUCACGUGGUGCAGUAAAAAUAAAUGAAAAACGAGCAGAGAACGGCUUGCAACCGUUAGAGACAUAUGUCAUCAAGUUGGCUCAGGACUCCAAUCCAGCGCGCUCUCAUGAAGAAGAGGAGAAAGUCAGUUCAUCCAAUCAUAGAAUGAGGUUGCUUGGAACCUAUUUAAAAUCACCAGUGCCUAACCCUAAUAUACCUGACUGGCCAUACGUAAUAGGCUUAGCUGGUGGGAUAGCCAGUGGAAAAAGUAAUAUAGCAGAAAAACUAAAAGCCAAAGGAGCAGCUAUUAUUAAUUGCGACACUAUUGCGCACGAUUUAUACAAACCGGGACUGCCUCUUAAUAGCACACUGUCGGUGACGUUCAGGAAAGACAUAAUAACUGAUACUGGAGAAGUGGACCGGAGGAAAUUGGGCUCAAUUGUAUUUGGAGAUAAGGAACAACUGGAGAAAUUAAAUACAAUCGUGUGGCCAGCAGUCAUCGAAGAAGCUCAAAGGCGCGUGAGGAUUCUAGGCGAGGAUGGACAUAGAGUGGUCGUCAUGGAGGCGGCCGUGAUGGUCCGCGCCAAGUGGUAUACGCAAUGCCAUCAGCUGUGGUCCGUAAUUAUACCCCCAGAGGAGGCUAUUAAACGACUGCAAAAUCGCAACGGUCUUUCCGAAGAGGAAGCGAAGCAGCGUGUAUCUUCACAGCCGUCCAAUCAAGAGCAGGUUGCACCCGCGAAUAUAGUUUUCAGCCCGUACUGGAGCUACGAGUAUACACAGUCACAGAUUGACCGAGCCUGGGACCUCUUACAGGAGUAUCUGCGUAAUAGAAAAGUGCAAACGUAGAUGGAAGUAAUAGUACAAUAAGAACAUGUUAUCGACAAUUUAAAUAAUCUAAAUUAUUAUUAUAUACAAAACAGCAAGUAUGUGAUUUUUAGUUUAUAACGAACUUGCGACAUGUCUCGGCUUCGCA